This is a messenger RNA of Schizosaccharomyces japonicus yFS275, 1244 nucleotides long. RefSeq names its product homoisocitrate dehydrogenase. The transcript has a single exon. Gene Ontology annotation, molecular function: oxidoreductase activity, acting on the CH-OH group of donors, NAD or NADP as acceptor; NAD binding; magnesium ion binding. The record is from RefSeq and is a predicted model, not a curated record. The coding region runs from base 83 to 1168 and encodes 361 amino acids. Gene Ontology annotation, biological process: L-lysine biosynthetic process. Lineage: Eukaryota; Fungi; Ascomycota; Schizosaccharomycetes; Schizosaccharomycetales; Schizosaccharomycetaceae.
UCGCUCACUGCGUUCGCCGUGCAGAUCUUAUCUUUGGUAUUUCUUGCCUUCUCGCUCCCCCUUUCUAGAGCCAAACACAACCAUGGCUGCCAUUCGCAAAAUCAUCUUGGGUCUUAUUCCUGCCGAUGGAAUUGGCAGAGAAGUCGUUCCGGCUGCUGUCCGCAUGAUGAAAAACUUGCCCGCCAAGCACAACUUGCAGUUCGACUUUGUCGACCUCGAUGCCGGCUGGGGAACCUUCGAACGCACUGGUGUCGCCCUUCCUGAAAAAACUGUCGAGCGCCUGAAGACCGAGUGUAACGCUGCUCUCUUCGGUGCCGUCCAAAGUCCUACGCACAAGGUUGCCGGCUAUUCUUCGCCCAUUGUCGCUCUGCGUAAGCUUCUCGGCUUGUACGCUAACGUCCGUCCUGUCAAGUCGCUCGCCAACACCAAGGGCAAGACCGUCGACAUGGUCAUUGUUCGUGAGAACACCGAGUGCUUGUACAUCAAGGAGGAGCGCAUGGUUGUCGAGACGCCUGGCAGACGUGUCUCCGAGGCCAUUCGUCGUAUCAGCGAGGAAGCCUCCGUCAAGAUUGGAAAGAUGGCCUACCAAAUCGCUCUUAGCCGCCAAAGAAUCCGCGACGCUGGUGCUGCUUCCAUUCACUCCAAGCCCAAUGUCACCAUCAUUCACAAGUCCAACGUUAUGUCUGUGACCGACGGUUUGUUCCGUGAGUCUUGCCGCUACGCUCAAACUUUGGAUCCUGCUUUCGCUUCCGUCAGCGUUGACGAGCAAAUUGUUGACUCAAUGGUGUACCGUCUGUUCCGUGAGCCUCAAUGCUUCGAUGUCGUUGUUGCUCCCAACUUGUACGGUGACAUCUUGUCCGAUGGUGCUGCCUCCUUGAUCGGUUCUUUGGGUCUUGUCCCCUCUGCCAACGUUGGUGAUGACUUUGUCAUGUCUGAGCCUGUUCACGGUUCUGCCCCUGACAUCGCUGGCCGUGGUAUUGCCAACCCUGUUGCUACGUUCCGCUCUGUUGCCCUUAUGCUUGAGUUCAUGGGUCACCAAGAGGCUGCUGCUGAUAUUUACCGUGCUGUCGACAGUGUACUCAUGGAGGGCAAGGUCCUUACUCCCGAUUUGGGCGGUAAGUCUGGCACCAACGAGAUUACUGACGCUGUCAUCGCCAAGAUGAACUAAGCGAAGAAAAAACGUUUCACGUCUGGUCUCGGGUUUUUUUUCCAUAGAUCAUACCCAAUUUUUUUGUUGAAUAGGA